CAAAACUUCUUCAUUGUCCUUGCAGCUUGCAUGCUGGCCUGCGGCGGUCCUAAAGCCUAAGGCGGCCGCCAUUAUGGACUAUGAAGGCCAGCGACUGUCGGAGCAGAUCAUGCAAUGGCUGAUCAUUGUUGCCGCAGUCAUAGGGUUCUUAGCUGGUUACAUCACAUCCUCAUACCGUCUGAUGCUGGAAAUCUACACUGGAGGGAUGGUUCUGGCCUUCUUGCUGGCUGUACCAGACUGGCCGUACUUCAAUUGGCACAAGUUAUCGUGGCUUCCUGAGCAGCCUCCCAGUGAAGAUGAAGCAGCGGCUUCCUCUUCAACAUUGGCUGUGCAAAAGUCGAAACAAGGAAAACGAAGUUCCAAAGGCAAGCGCUAGAAAAUCUUACCUAGAGAUCAGGUGCAGCAGUGAGUUGGGUUACAAGGAUGUUGUUGUCAAGGACAUCAACAGUCUUAGCAAAGCAGGCUCCCUUGAUUCCGAGUGGUCUCGGAUGCGGGCUUCAAACCCGUAGCGGCCUAGCGGCCGAGCUGUUCGAUUCAGCCUAGGGAGCGGACUUGGUGCGCGUAAGUUUGACCAAAAAUGGAGCUAAUGUGUAGAUUGGUAGUCAAUGUUCUUCCAUACAAGCUCCUUCCCGAACAGCAGUAACUAGUACUGAUCCCAGGUUUGAGUUUUCAGAGUGGCCCUCCCCGUUUGAGCCUCUUCUUUGGCAAAAGGGGAAAGUUUUGUGCUUCUGCUCAAAAAAUGAAGAGGCUCGUCGCUGGCAAUUACAAGACGUUUGCAACACUCCGAAUUUGUUCCUCGUCUACAUUCUUACAGCAAUCUGAACUGC
Messenger RNA from Klebsormidium nitens, 827 nucleotides. Lineage: Eukaryota; Viridiplantae; Streptophyta; Klebsormidiophyceae; Klebsormidiales; Klebsormidiaceae. The record is from the annotation of a GenBank genome assembly.